Messenger RNA from Colletotrichum orchidophilum, 2169 nucleotides. Its product is annotated as Zn-finger in ubiquitin-hydrolase. The coding region runs from base 1 to 2169 and encodes 722 amino acids. Gene Ontology annotation, molecular function: ubiquitin protein ligase activity; zinc ion binding. The transcript is spliced from 2 exons. Gene Ontology annotation, biological process: Ras protein signal transduction; protein ubiquitination. NCBI's taxonomy places the organism in Eukaryota, Fungi, Ascomycota, Sordariomycetes, Glomerellales, Glomerellaceae. The record is from RefSeq and is a predicted model, not a curated record. Gene Ontology annotation, cellular component: cytoplasm.
AUGCGGACCUUCUUCUACCACCUCAAGUUCGAGCUUUAUCCCACUCCAAGUCCCGCACUUGACGACACCAAGGGAACCAAAGGGAAAGAGCAGGCAGCAGCUCCCAGUAAAGAGGUGUGGCUUCCGCCGAAGGGCGCCAACAUCUUCGCCGAACUUCCGGCACAUUCCAGGAAAAGUUCGAAGAGGCCAAGUACAAGCUACCGACCACAACCUUCACCACUACAAGCGUUCGAGCCACCGUAUCCCGCUACUACCUACCGAUCGAGCUCGCAUCGGGCACAGGCAAACAUUGCCAACGCAAGCCUUAUUGACUGCGGACCUUCCAGAGCCCCGGUCAAAGAAGACAGUGGCAGUAAUAUCGAAAGGAUAACUGAGAGGCAGUGGAGAGCUCGUACGCGGAGUUUCCCACCUCCGCCUUCUUCGGCAGCGAUCCGACCAGAGACGGCAGUCAGAGACUGGCGCUUUGGUCAAGUCAGAAUCGAGAGCAUCGACAUUGAUUCAGGGAGCGACGGGCAUACAUACCCAAUGGCGGCCGAGGCAGCGAGCUCUGCAGCAGACCUGGGCGUCGGUCCAACAUUUGGAGGCACCGGGAUCUCCACAAAGGCGAAGUAUGUCCCGCUCGAGACAAAGAGCACGGAAGUAGGCUGGGGAGUCGUACAUUUUUACCGCGAAGAGGAGGAGACACCUGGUUUGGGCAUGCCGCCGUCGGAAGAAGACGGUGUUAAGGCGGAAGACUGUACAACGCUUUGCAUACCCGCGGUCCCCAGUUAUCUCAGCCCAGGGGAUUUCAUUGGGUACGUCGGGGAGAAAUGGAGGAACGACAUCAGUCACUGGCGAAUGGUUAUGACGGCCCGGAUGAAUCGAUAUCUGGUGCUACUGAAGUUUAGAAACACCGAGAGGGCGCGAGAUUGGCAGAGAGAGUUUGACGGAAAGGUCUUCAACAGUAUGGAGGCCCAAGUUUGCCAUGUUGUCUUCGUCAAAUCGAUCACUUUUGAGACAUCAACUAGAGAAAACAGGACGUUUCCCGACCUUAACCACGAUCCGUUUACACCGUCCUCUUCUUCCGUCGCCGCCUCGAGCAGUUUGAAGCCUUUCCCUCCGCCGACACCGAAUCUUAUCGAACUACCUACUUGUCCUGUGUGUCUCGAGCGCAUGGACGAUACAACAGGUCUAAUGACGAUUCCCUGCCAGCAUGUCUUCCAUUGCACCUGCCUGCAAAAUUGGAAAGGAUCAGGUUGUCCAGUCUGCCGACACACGAACCCCGAAACCGCAUACGACCCGUCAAACCCAUAUACCCAGCCCUUCGGCUCGUCGGUGUCAAAUCUGUGCAGUGUAUGCGAUUCGACAGACGACCUAUGGAUCUGCCUCAUCUGUGGAAAUGUCGGAUGUGGUCGCUACAAGGGCGGCCAUGCCAAGGAUCAUUGGAAGGAGACGGCACAUAGCUUCUCGCUGGAAUUGGAGACGCAACAUGUGUGGGAUUAUGCUGGGGAUACGUGGGUACAUCGUUUGAUCCGUGACAAGGGCGACGGUAAGGUCGUUGAGCUCCCAGGCAGCAACGGACAUCACCAUGGACCGGGAGGUGACUACGAGGAUACUGUUCCCCGCGCCAAGAUAGACAACAUUGGUCUAGAAUAUACUCAUCUCCUCACUAGCCAGCUCGAGUCACAACGGGUUUACUUUGAGGAGAUGAUCAGCAAAGUAGCGGACAAGGCUUCCAAGGCAGCCGCGACAGCCGAGUCUGCAUCGGCGCAAGCUACUACGGCCCUAGAAGAAAAUGCGACUCUCAAGGCGGAACUCAAACGCCUCCAGACGCAAGUCAUACCAUCACUCGAGCGCGACGCGGAACGCGACCGUACAAAAGCCACAAAGGCCCAGGAACUCGCCCGCAACAUGGGCAAAGCCCUACAGGAAGAGAAGCAAGUCACCCAGGGGCUCAUGAAGCGCGUGGAGCACAACAAAGCCGAGGUCGAGGCCCUGAGGAAGGGCGAGGCGGCGUACAAGGAGCAGAUUGCGGAGCUGCAGGAGACGAAUAGGGAUAUGGCCAUGUUCAUAUCGGGACAGGAAAAGCUGCAGCAGAUGGAGAAGGCGGGCGAGAUCGAGGCCGGAGAAGUUGCGGAAGGGAAUUUAAGCGUUCCUGAAAAGAAGGGGAAGCGGAGAGCGAAGAAGUAA